GGCGCCCGCGGCUGGUCCAGCUGCCGCCGCACCAUGCCGGAGCCCACCUCCAGGCUGCCGCCGCACGCCGCGCGGGCCCCCGCAGGGGAGGAUGCCAGACGCCCGGGAGAGGCCAGGGCAGCAGUGGAGGCGGCGGCGCGAUGGUGGUGACCACCUCUGCCCGAGGCGGCGGGGACCGCGCGCCCUCCCGGCGGCCGGGCUGCGGGCUGGCGCCGGCCGGGGCCGCGGCGCUGCUGGCGGGGGCCAGCUGCCUAUGCUACGGCCGCUCCUUGCAGGGCGAGUUUGUGCACGACGACGUGUGGGCGAUCGUGAACAACCCCGAUGUGCGGCCGGGCGCCCCGCUCCGCUGGGGCAUCUUCACCAACGACUUCUGGGGCAAGGGCAUGGCCGAGAACACCAGCCACAAGUCCUACCGGCCGCUCUGCGUCCUCACCUUCAAGCUAAACAUAUUUUUGACUGGCAUGAACCCAUUCUACUUUCACGCAGUAAAUGUAAUUUUACACUGCUUAGUGACCCUCGUGCUGAUGUACACCUGUGAUAAAACCGUCUUCAAGAAUCGUGGACUUGCUUUUGUUACGGCAUUACUUUUUGCUGUGCAUCCUGUUCACACAGAGGCGGUGGCUGGGAUUGUUGGCAGAGCUGACGUGUUAGCGUGUCUCCUGUUCCUGUUGGCCUUCCUCUCCUACAAUAGGAGUCUGGAUCAGUGUUGUGCUGGGGAAUGUUUCCCUCCCACGGCUUCUCCCUCCUUCUUGCUGCUCAGUUUGUUUCUGGGGACCUGUGCCAUGCUGGUGAAAGAGACAGGAAUCACCGUGUUUGGAGUGUGCUUGGUUUAUGACCUCUUCUCCCUCUCCCACAAGCAAGACAUGACGAGCAACGGGGUCAUCCAUCAGCAUAGCCUACAGCAGCCUGGGAGCCCCCAGCCCUCCUCACUGCCAGCCCACUCCCACCGGGAGAACGGGAAACAGCGGUUCCCUCACAAAGGAGCGUGGGGUGGCUGCCAUUCCUCACUUACACCAGCACCCAAGAGCAGUGGAUUCCCGGUGUCACCGCGAGCUGUGUGGUCCCUGAUGAGGUAUCUGACAACAAGCAGCAAUAGAAAUUUCCUGCUUACCAUGAGACCAUUUUUAAAAAGGGCUGUUUUGGUCAUAAGUUACGUGAUUGUCAUUUUGUACUUCCGUCUGUGGAUAAUGGGAGGAUCCAUGCCCCUCUUUUCAGAGCAGGAUAAUCCAGCUUCAUUUUCGCCUUAUAUUCUUACAAGAUUCCUUACUUAUUCCUACCUCCUGGCCUUCAACGUGUGGCUUCUGCUUGCGCCUGUUACCCUGUGCUAUGACUGGCAGGUGGGCAGUAUUCCUCUGGUAGAGACCAUCUGGGACAUGAGGAACUUAGCCACUGUCCUUCUCGCAGUUGUGAUGGCCCUCUUGAGCCUGCACUGCCUAGCAGCCUUCAAGAGACUAGAGCACAAGGAAGUUUUAGUGGGCCUGUUGUUCCUGGUGUUCCCGUUCAUUCCAGCCAGCAACCUCUUCUUCAGGGUGGGUUUUGUGGUGGCCGAGAGAGUCCUUUACACGCCAAGCAUGGGCUACUGCAUCCUUUUUGUGCAUGGGUUGAGCAAGCUCUGCACUUGGCUAAAUCGAUGUGGGGCCACCACCCUGAUUGUGUCCACAGUGUUGCUGCUGUUGCUGUUCUCUUGGAAAACUGUGAAACAGAAUGAAAUUUGGCUGUCAAGAGAGUCCUUAUUCAGAUCUGGAGUUCAGACUCUGCCCCACAAUGCCAAGGUUCAUUACAACUAUGCCAACUUCCUGAAGGACCAAGGUCGGAACAGGGAAGCCAUCUACCACUACAGAACAGCCCUCAAAUUGUAUCCACGGCACGCAAGCGCCCUGAACAACCUUGGAACGCUGACGAGAGACACCGCAGAGGCAAAGAUGUACUAUCAGAGAGCUCUCCAGCUCCACCCGCAACACAACCGCGCUCUCUUCAAUCUUGGGAAUCUCCUUAAGUCCCAGGAGAAGAAAGAAGAAGCUAUCACUCUUCUGAAGGAUUCCAUUAAAUAUGGCCCAGAGUUUGCAGAUGCAUAUUCAAGCUUAGCUUCAUUAUUGGCUGAGCAGGAAAGAUUUAAGGAAGCUGAAGAAAUAUACCAGGCAGGAAUAAAGAACUGUCCAGACAGCUCAGAUUUACACAACAACUAUGGAGUUUUCUUAGUUGAUUCUGGCUCUCCAGAGAAAGCAGUGGCCCAUUACCAACAGGCCAUUAGACUCAGCCCAAGUCAUCACGUGGCCAUGGUGAACCUGGGCAGACUCUACCGGUCACUGGGGGAGAACAGCAUGGCCGAAGAAUGGUACAAACGUGCCCUGCAGGUGGCACGCAAAGCUGAGAUACUGUCGCCUCUGGGAGCACUGUAUUACAACACUGGCCGCUAUGAAGAGGCUUUGCAGAUUUACCGGGAAGCUGCAGCACUUCAGCCUUCACAGAGGGAGCUCCGCCUGGCACUGGCUCAGGUUUUGGCUGUAAUGGGUCAGAUGAAAGAAGCUGAGAAGAUGACCAGUCACAUUGUGUCAGAGGAGACUGGAUGCCUCGAAUGUUACCGCCUCUUGUCAGCGAUCUAUAGCAAGCAGGAGCACCAUGACAAGGCACUCGAUGCUAUAGACAAGGCUCUCCAACUGAAACCAAAGGACCCAAAAGUUGUAUCUGAACUUUUUUUCACAAAAGGAAACCAACUAAGAGAGCAGAACCUUCUUGACAAAGCUUUUGAGAGCUAUAAGGCAGCCGUGGCACUAAAUCCAGAUCAAGCACAGGCCUGGAUGAACAUGGGUGGAAUUCAGCACAUCAAGGGAAACUAUGUGUCUGCAAGAGCGUAUUAUGAGAGAGCUUUACAGCUGGUUCCAGACAGCAAACUGCUGAAGGAAAAUCUAGCCAAAUUGGAUCGCCUAGAAAAACGAUUACAGGAAGUUCGAGAAAAGGAUCAAACGUAGCACUGUUAAACCCAUCUCAUGGGACAAUGCUGGUGCCCCUGGAAGAGGACAAGUGAUGGGGACCUUGCUUUCACAUCCGCGGGGGCACAACCAGUCAUGCAUUCCUCUCAAGACUCUGAGUUUGGGGUGGCAGACCUUGGGGUGUCUGCUAGUAGCCCUGUGCUGAAGGACUUGCGUUUCCAUGAGGAAAAAGACAAAAUCAGCAAGCCAGGCAGGAUGAUCUGAGAGGAAAGGAAAACAGCAGCUACACAUUUUACAGAUUUUUGUUUGGUUUAACUCCCGAUUUCCCUUGAUACAUUUCUGUGCUUUUGCAACCUGGAGAUCUAAUUCACUUUCAUAGUUUAGACAUUCAUGUCCCCAGAAAUACAGAGGCUCGAAAUGCUAUAAAGGCCGAGCAUCCAUUCUUCAUGGGAUGAGCUAUUUCAAAGAGGAUAAAUCCUCUGGUGUAAGCCAUUUGGGAAAGUCUACCAAGUGGAAGCUCAGUUAAUUCUCCAGACCCUGAAAUGAGUAUGUAAUAGCUUUUGUAGAACCUUCUAGAAUAUAUGGGGAAAAGGGCUAUUGUUAAGUGAGCUUUAUCUAAUAUCCCCCUAAGGAUAUUACCAGAGAUAUUUUGAGGAGUAAAUUCAAUUCCACUCUGAGGCAAGUUUUUCCAUUGCCUAAUAUAUCAAAAGGGAAGCUUCUAGAGUUGUAUAUGGGUAUCUUUAUCCCUACAGGAAAAUCAAGGAAAAUGAUGCCCCUAAUUCUUUAUGGAAAUGUUUAAAAAUUAUUUUAAUUUUAUUACUAGAGUAGUAGUUCUUUCUACUCCAAGAUUUCAAAAGUGCAUUUAAAAUCUCAAACGUCCCCACCUUCAAAUAUAUUGUUAUUUUGGUGGAGAAAAAAAUAGUAUAUUCUACAUAGAAAAUAUUAAAGAUAUUAACUGAGAGAAAUGUCCUACUUUAUUAUUAUAAUGUUCAGACAUCUUAAGAUUUAUUAUUUUUUUGGAAAGUAUAUUUAACCAUUGAAAAAUAUUUGCAAUAUAUAUCAGAAAUCUUCAUAGACUCUAACUAGAUGGAAAAAUAACUAUUUAUUUGUCUUCCUAGUCUUCAUUGAGAAUUCUGUGCUUAAAACAUGAAUGACUGAAACCCAAACUUUGUCUUAUACUUGUAAUUUUGAAGAUUUCAUGGAGAAUACUCGAAAAAUCUAGGGGAAAAGUUUAAACUUAAAAUUUAAAAAAUAUAUAUUUAUAUUUAAAAGGAAGGCAAAGGUGAACUUACAAUUUGACAUUUAUUUCUAGUGUUAUUUAUUUCAUAACUUAUAAUUUAUAUUUAAUAUAUAUGCAUAUAUACUUUUUUCUCUGUACAUAAGUUUUAAUAGCAUCUUUCAGAACUGACCAUACAAAAAUAUGCAUCUGAAUUACAAAAUAGUUAAACAAUUUCCCUCAAAAAAAAAAAAAUUGUAUUGAUUAUCCACCUACUCAAGUUAACAGAAUUGGGGCUCAGCCUUCAAUGUUUGGGUGGUAAUAUAUUUUGGAAAUGAAGAAAUUGGAACACCUGGUUCUAACUUGAUCAUCAUCAUUAAAAACAAAAACACUCCAGGCCGUACUGGUCAUGUGCUGAGCCAGGUACCACACAGACAUCGCAGCCUGGAGGUGCAUAUAUUUCACCUUCUCAGGCCAGUAAAAAAGCCUUCUACUUACCACCCAAGAUCAGGAAGUACUGCCCCCAUAUGUUAUUCUUUUGUCAAGGUAAGUCUAAAUAAGUGGAAGUAAACUUCUUUGGGGAUGAAGGGGAGGAUGUUAUAAAUGCAAAUGAUGACAGAUUUUAAAUUAGCAUGUAUCUUUUUGUGCAUAUCAGUAAUCUGAUAAUGUAUAAAUUACCAUUAUAACCUUCUGUUUCUAAUGGUCUUUUAGUGUUACACGGCAUAAAUUUAUCUUUAAAAAUAUCUUAAAAAGGUUUUUCUCCCCCCUACCCCAAUAUAAUAUUUCUGUAGUCCUUAGGCCAAAAAGCAUAUGACUAAAUUUAUUGCAACAUAACUUCUCAUCCCCAAAUUGAAAACAGGAAGUCUCUAGUAUCUAGGACUUUACCACAACUUUUCAGGAUAGUGUGUAACCAAAACUCAUGCUUAGAAAGUUAAUGGAAAAGAUUGUACCCCAAAUUUUGAAGUAAUCGUGCCUUAUUUAAAGGCCCACUAAAGGUAUGAGUACACAUUUGUUGGGGUAAUUUAAAGGCAAUUAAAGUCUGAAAAUUUCUGAGGGAAAAGGGUCACAUGGCCUUCAGGAGAUUUUCUCUGCUGCUUUUCAUGUUCUCUGUCCCCCAGUCCCUCUUUCUCUUAUUCUCUGAUUCAUCUGUCUGCACACACCUGCCUCUCCUUGGACAUUAAAACCUAGCACUGUUCAAAGGGGUAGGGAGGGAAAGUAAGCAUUGUUUAUUCAGUCAUAUAUUUUUAUCCUUCACUGAAAUGUAGCCAGUGAAAUAGUUUUCUCAGUUGAAAUGGUGCCUAUAAGAAAUUAAAUCACAUUAUUUUUCAAAGAUGUUAAGUGUAUCUUGCAACAUUUCAUUUGGUCCCUAUAACGUGAAAUAAUAAGUGGAAUUCAUCCUUAUCAGAAUAACAGUGGAGAGCCCUGGCUAGUCAAGGAGAUGGCUCUGGUUUGCCCUUAAUGAAGGCAUGCUUGGCCUGUGAAUUGAGAGCCCUUUCUGAAGUGGGGGAGCAGAGCUGGCUUAGUGAGUGUGCCGUCCAUGUUGUCUCAAGGGUCCGACACUAAGAAGCAUCCUCUCUUGGUUGAAUUCUCUGCUUAAAGUUCUUAAUUACUUUUAAACAGUAGACCCCUUGAUUUCAUUUUGCACUGGUCCCAGAAUUAGGCAGCAAGUCCUGGGCAGGAAGGAAGGACAAGACAGGAGUUGCUUUGGCCUGGCUGGACACUUGAUCUAAUAUUCAGUUUCCUUUGUGACUUUGUUACUCUGAGCACUAUUUGUUAUUCUUUUCUCGGCUACAUUAAGAAUUCUCCAUGCACAUUCCCUCCUCUAGGCUGAGUCUUUCUGACCUGUUCUUCAGUUCUCCCUAGAACCAGUUCUUCUCAUCUUCAAAAUCCACACAAAUGGCAAUUCUUUAACAUGCCCUUUGACAGAGAAGAAUGAGGUGAGAAUCGCUUAAGUAGCUUAUUUUAGCCUUAUGAAUUAUUCAAGAUUUUGAAAAUGAUUCAAGCAUUUUUUUAUUUAUUAAUAGCAUUCAUAAAAAUAUGAUGUAGUCAUGUAACAUAGGUGCUUAAAACCAAAGAUGCAGAUACCUUGGAAGAAAUCAAAUUUUUAGGGAAUCCUGAGAUAUGGUCUUUUGGGUUUAUUUAUUUUGAAGCCUAUUACAAAAUGAGGAGGAUUAGCGCCAUGUAAAUUCCAACUCCCUAUAAUACUUCACAACCCUUAGAAUAAGCUUGUGAAAUUUACUAUAGGUGGGUAUCUCAUCUGAUGCAAAUUUUGCAGUAUUUGUGCAGCUAAUUGUCAGCCAGACCAAAUGAGAAAAUACAAACCAUCCCAUACAAGCUGACCCGCAGGAACUAUAAUUUGAGAGGGACUAAAAAGCAAGUGUGUGGUUUCUUAAGGUCUCCAUUAGACGUUUCAGAUGCCUCAGUUGCAGAGCUGCACUCCGCUCAUUGUGAGAUGUGUCCCCUCACACUCAGUGGCUCUCAGCACUGGUUUCCCUUAGUCAACAACUGAAAACCUUUCAAAAUCUUUAUUAUCUGGCUGAAGGGUGGUGAUUCCAACAGCACUGAGGCUACAGACACUGCAGGCCUGACAACUUUAAUGGGAGUUUAUGAUUUUUUUUCAAACAGAUAUAAUCUUUCGAAUUUUUACUUUUUAACUACUAGACUAAAACAAAGCAAAGAAUUCUAAAGAAUAAUUUAUGGCACAAUUGGUUGGUUAAGGACAUCUCAUUCCAAGAUUAACAAACAAGUGUCAGGGUGGGAUGGUUUUGCACUUGUGGAAACUGGACUGUAAUUUGGCCUUAUGCUUACAGAAUUUGUGUUCUCAGAUGGAGAUGAGUUGCCUUGCCAUUUGAAAGCACCAGAUAAGAUGCUCAGUAUAUAAAAGUGAUAUUAUAUAACUCAUAGGUGGUAUAGAGUGUCUUAGAGUUUGGGCCUACAUGACUCUGUCUGGCCCAUACAUGAAAACCUUUGUUAAUCAAUUCUCAAUGUAUUUAUUAGAAUCAAUUUUAAAAAAAAUACAUAAAAACUUUUACUUUGACUUCAUGGUGGAUUCAACCUUAGAAUAAUUAAGUUUAUAGGAUGUUAGUAAUGGCAUUCAAAGCAAAUACAGCUAGAAGUAGUUUGUUUUGUUUGUGGUGUAUUUUAUUUCCUGAUCUCCAAAUUAUUUUUAUUUGAUUAUAUGAUGGUAUCUCCCAAAUACAGAAAAACUUUUCUAAAUGGCAUCUUUUAGCAUUUUAUUUUCAGUACUGAGGCUGAGGAUUGAACCCAGGACCAUGUGCAUGGAAGGCAAGUGUUUUACCACUAAGCCACAUCCCCAGUCCUUUUUGUUUUUUUGUUUUUGUUUGUUUGUUUAAAUUUUGAAACAGGAUCUUGCUAAGUUACCUAGGCUGGCCUCAAACUUACCUUAGCUUUCUGAGUAGCUGGGAUUACAGGUGUGCACCACCCUGCCAUCUAGUAUUUUUGUUUUUAUGAGCUCUUUUCUCUAAAGAGAUAAAAUAACUACAGUCAAAAGCAUGGUUUAAUACCAAUCAAAGCAGCAAAACAGAAUUGUUAAGAUAUUUAUAGGAAUCGAAUGGUUCAUAUUAAAAUGUUCCAUUUUUAUCACCAAGCAUCCUUUCAACUAAAACUUCUGGGGGAAAAAACUGGACAUGCACCUCAUAAAAUCAGCACCCAUACAAUACAUGCUCAUUAUCAGUUUGUAAGUUUAGACCACCAGUUGCCCCUGGUGAUGUCUAUAUCCAGAAAUCCAGGGUUUUCUUCACAUUGUCAGUGGUGCACAUGGUGUAUAUUUGUAUCAUGUCUGGUAUUUCCAAUGUGUGCAAUGUCCUUUAGGGAUUUCUUAUCUUGCUGAUCUGUAGGAGGUUUGCACUAGUCCAAACUUCAAGACAUCUGAAUUCUAGUCAUAGCUUUGCCACCAAGGAACCACCUCACCUAGGGCAUGUUAGCCACUGUCCUAGUCAAAUUAUCACCCAUGGAGGACUGGUCAGUCUCAUGAUUCCGGUAAGCUCUAUGAGCCUCUGAAUGGUACUCUUGAAUUGAUUUGAAAAGCACUAUGCACCUGACUAGAAGACCAAUGGAUGUUGCUUUUUUUAAAUGAAUCUUAAGAUAAUGAUGAUCACUGCAUCACAACACAAAAAACCCAAAAAGUGACUAAAUUUCCUAAGUGCUUUAACAUGACAGAGGUAAUUACUCUUCUUUUGCAGUCUGCACUUAAAAAUUCUUAUAGUGAUUUUGCUUUUUACUUUCAGGGGGAAAGAGAUAAAACUUUCUCCUAAGGAAGUGGAAUAUGUUUAGAAGACAUGACUUGGUUUGAUAAUAUGGAAAUCAUUGGAUUUGCGGUGACUCAUAUGGAUCCCUCCUUUGGUCAGGAGGAAAUGAAUUACAUCAUGUUCUUUGCUCAUAUGCUUUUUAGUUCCUAUUUUGAUCAUUUGUAUAUAAAUGUACCUUUUAGUUGCUUUUGCUGUACCAGUUAGAAAUAUAUCUCCCAUAAAGUAUUUCUCCUACUAACUCUGAUAUGUAUACUUUGCCUAGGUUUUUCCAAAGUAAAAUAUAUGUAAAUGUCUAUUUUGUAUAAAAUAUGAUGAAAAUAAUUAUGUCUGGCUUCAAUCUCUCAAGUAUUCCGUGGUUAAUUCCCAUUGAUAUCCUUAUCACCAGCACAUAUGUGUUUUAGAAAUAAAAAAAAUAAAGUCUUCA
Molecule: messenger RNA, 8838 nt
Organism: Marmota monax (woodchuck)
Lineage: Eukaryota; Metazoa; Chordata; Mammalia; Rodentia; Sciuridae
Gene: Tmtc1
Product: transmembrane O-mannosyltransferase targeting cadherins 1
Exons: 20
Coding region: 141-2969 (942 amino acids)
Biological process (GO): protein O-linked glycosylation via mannose; RNA processing
Molecular function (GO): mannosyltransferase activity; protein binding
Source: RefSeq, a predicted model, not a curated record